AUGGGAAAUGGGGAUUUGAUUCAAGAAUCGCCAAUAGUACUCGUAAUUCCGCCAUCAAGGUCAAGGUUCACCUUCAUAUCCAUCGUGGUCCUUCUACCACGAAGCUGUUCGACGUUCCCUCAGAAUGACCUUUCGUUCGAGUUCAAAGUUGGAAAUAGCCCAGUCUGUUUUUGCUUGGGAUUCGGUCGGAAAGCUGUGACCCCACAUGAUAUCCACGAGUUCGUACCGGUCAAAAAGCGGAUGGUCCGGCGUUUGACAAUGACACACUGGCAGUCCUAG
This is a messenger RNA of Marasmius oreades (fairy-ring Marasmius), 279 nucleotides long. RefSeq lists its product as uncharacterized. The transcript has 5 exons. The coding region runs from base 1 to 279 and encodes 92 amino acids. NCBI's taxonomy places the organism in Eukaryota, Fungi, Basidiomycota, Agaricomycetes, Agaricales, Marasmiaceae. The record is from RefSeq and is a predicted model, not a curated record.